Gloeophyllum trabeum ATCC 11539 is the source of this 1908-nucleotide messenger RNA. RefSeq names its product Clavaminate synthase-like protein. Gene Ontology annotation, molecular function: sarcosine oxidase activity; saccharopine oxidase activity; flavin adenine dinucleotide binding. The transcript is spliced from 13 exons. The record is from RefSeq and is a predicted model, not a curated record. Lineage: Eukaryota; Fungi; Basidiomycota; Agaricomycetes; Gloeophyllales; Gloeophyllaceae. Bases 118 to 1908 code for a protein of 596 amino acids.
GAGUACUUGCCAGACGAAGAGGCCAUCAAGUCGAAAUGCCCGCUUAUCAGCGGCGAUCUGAAGGGAUGGACGGGAAUAUUCAACGGUAAUGCCGGCUGGGUUGAAGCAAAGCGCUCCAUGGAAGUCCUCGGCGAACAUUGCGCCCGCUUGGGCGUUAAAUUCAUCUCGGGAUCUUCAGGGAUCAUGAAGAGUCUGAUUCGUAGUCCGCAGACGAAUGAGGUGAUUGGCGUACUUGCUGAGGACGGGACGCAGCAUUUUGCCGAUAUCGUCAUUUUGUCCACGGGCGCGUGGAGUGAAAGUCUGCUUGACUUCGAAGGGCAGCUAUUCAGUGGGGCGUACGAUUUAGCACACAUACAGCUGUCGAAAGAGGAGACAGAAAAGUAUACCUCGCUGCCGGUGUUACAUGCACCAAACAAGGGGUAUUGUUUCCCGCCUACCCCGGACGGCAUAUUCAAAAUCGCUAGCCUGGGGUACACCCAGACUAACUACACUACCAUCGACGAUCGUGUCGUCUCCAUUCCUCGAGACCGGUCCCUCAAUCCCACAGACACCUUGUCCGAGGAAGGAAUCGCUCAGUGCCGUAAGAUCGCACAGGCAUGCUUACCCGAAUUGGGAGAUCGUCCGCUGGUGUAUGCAGCCAUGUGCUGGGAUACGGAGUCCUUCGACUUCAACUGGAUCUUGGGACCGCAUCCUUCAUCUCCGUCUUCGUUAUUUAUAGCCACCGCGGGCUCGGGCCAUUCAUUCAAGAAUCUCCCAGUUAUCGGGAAGUAUGUCUGCGACUGCCUUGAGGGUAAGCUUCCUGAGCAGCUUCGUGAAGCGUGGAGAUGGCGGCCAGACAAAGCUUCCGGCGCACCUCGCCUGACGAGAGUAGACAUCAAAGACCUGCACGGGUGGAGACAUGACGUGCUUGAUCUCGCUAAAGCAAAGACGCCAGAAGGCUGGGCACAGCUUGUGGUCACAGCCAAAGAUGCAAUGACGACUCGUGGCUUCUUGACAGUCAUCAAUCAUGGUUAUAGUACGGAGCAGACCAAGCGCAUGUUUGAUAUCGCGAACGUUCCUUUCGAUGAAGUCAGCCAGGAAGAAAAGGAACGAUAUGUUGGUAAUAUCAAAUUAAAUGGAGCGUAUCAAGGGUACAAACUACCGCAAUACUGGACCAUCGCUGGCGGCGUACAAGAUCGCAUAGAGAUGUACAAUAUCAAUCACGAUGUCAAUAAACGCACGCAUCCUCAGAUCCUGCGUCAAUAUCUGCACGACAUCGAUGCUUUUGCAAAGCAUUGUCAUUAUAAUGUCAUUCAUCCUGUUCUUAGGCUACUUGCUGUGGGGCUGGAGCUCCCUGAGGAGACAUUGGUAGCUACGCAUAACUUCGAUGCUCCUGGAGAGGGCUGCGUGCGAUUCCAGAAAUACUUCCCGCGCUCCCAAGCGGAAGAAGCUAAGACGGAGAACGUCUGGUUGAAGGGCCAUACGGAUAUCGGAAGUAUCACGGUCCUAUGGAGCCAACCUGUAUGCGGUCUCCAGAUCCGAUCUCCAGAAGGCGAAUGGCAAUGGGCCAGAUACAUUGAGAACGGCCUCAUAAUCAAUGUCGGGGAUAUGCUGGAGUUCCUUUCAGGAGGCUUCUACAAAGCCACCAUCCACCGAGUCGUGCAGCCUCCCCCUUCACAGCAGGGUCAUGCUCGUCUUGGCCUGUUCUUCUUCGGCAUGCCUGACGACAACGUAGUCCUGAAGCCACUCAAUGAAAGCCCCGUGCUUCAACGGGUAGGGAUCCGCAAGCGAUUCGAAGAAGACCAAGCUCCCACAACUGAAGCGUGGAGGAAGGUGAGAACGAGUAAUUACGGAGUAAGCGAGGUAAAGAAGGAAGGUGCAGUGGAUGUCCAGAUUCUUAACGGCAUAGUGGUCGCACAUUACAACUGA